Molecule: messenger RNA, 1930 nt
Organism: Physella acuta
Lineage: Eukaryota; Metazoa; Mollusca; Gastropoda; Physidae
Product: interleukin-1 receptor-associated kinase 4-like
Biological process (GO): protein phosphorylation
Cellular component (GO): plasma membrane
Molecular function (GO): ATP binding; protein kinase activity
Source: RefSeq, a predicted model, not a curated record
AAUAACAACAUUUGCUGUAGUGUUACAUCGUUCUCUUCUCCCUAGUCACAGAUCUAACACAAGCAUUUUUAGAACUUAAACUGUUGGUUUACCGAAUUACUUUGGAAAAAGAAACCUUAGCGAUUCUUGUUUUAAAAAUAGAUCUAGAAUCUAGAUCUAGUCUAGACAAUAAUUAGAAUUAGGCUAAUUUCUUGGUACUCUUCAUGGGGUGAGGCCAUGGGGGAUAAAAAAAUAAUUACUGAAGACUCAUAUGUCAGGCAUCUGCCUUUUUCAAGUAUUUUAAACUUGUCAUCAAUGCUUGAUACUGAUGGACUUUGGGAACAACUUGCUGUCAGGAUACCAACUAAACCAGAUCUUCUAUUCAACAAUCAAGAUGAAAACUUUGUACAUAGAUAUACACAAGCCCAUGUUGAGAAGAUUUCUAGAACAAAUUACUCAAGGGGUGGAAGCUGUACAAAGUUUCUUCUCAUGGACUGGGGGACACAGAACUGUAAGGUCAAGCAUCUAAUAGAGGCCUUAGUCCAAGCCAAGCUUGUGAGUGCUGCUGAUUACCUAAGAAAGCUUGUCACAGCAGGCCAUGGUCAGAUGUCCAGUAGUGUAACACCAUCCCCUAGUGAACGAACCCGUUCCCUCCCUAGCUUGCCGUCCAGCAAUGCGUCAAACUACAAUGAGCAAGUGACAGGUGUUUGUCGUCCAGUUCCUAACAGUAACGGCCAGUCACAGGGCGUACCUGAGAUACCUGACAACUACAAUGAUCCUGUUGGGCAGACAAUUACUACAAUAUCUGUUAAAAGUGAAGGUGAUAUGAAAGGAGAAGGCAGUGCCCCAAUGGAGUCACCUACAGUACCUGACUACACUGAUAUAGAUUUGAAAGAAAUUAGAUAUGAUAUUCUUCGCCAAAUUACAAAUAACUUUGACACAAGGAACUUGAAAAAUGGGGGUAACCUCAUCGGAGAGGGAGGCUUUGGGACAGUUUUUCUUGGCAUGUUCAACACUGGGUUUAAGAUUGCUGUUAAAUGUUUGAAAGAUGACUCUGAUGAUUGUUCUGGCCAGUUUAAAACAGAAGUGGAGACCCUGUGCAAGUUCAAACAUGAGAACCUAGUCUACCUGCUGGGGUACAGCUUAGAUGGGGACACCAAGUGCCUGAUAUAUCAGUACAUGUCUAAUGGGUCUCUAGAGGACAGGCUGGCAUGUUUGUUUGAUUCUCCCCCUUUGUCAAAUAACAUGAGGCUACACAUUCUCACAGGCACAGCUAGAGGGAUAGACUUUCUACACAAGGGGGGUCUUAUUCACAGGGAUAUCAAAAGUGCCAACAUUCUACUUGAUGCAGAGUUUAACCCUAGGGUAGGAGACUUUGCUACAGCUAAACUCACCCCCUCAGGCAUGACAACAAAGGUGAUGAAGGCCACCACAGUUAUAGGCACGGCCCCGUACCUGGCCCCAGAGGCGUUCAACUUUACCCUUCACAACGGGCUGGAUUGCUUUAGCUUUGGUGUAGUUAUACUGGAGGUCUUAACAGGUCUCCCAGUGUGUGACCCUGGUAGAGAAACAGCAGAUCUGAAAUUGUACGUGCAGGAGUUCUGCUGUUGUGGGGAGGAUGAGGAGGAGUGUGGCACGAUACACGACCUGUUAGAUAAACGCGGGGGUGAGUGGGAUGCCGACGUUGUGGAGAAAUUGUACGCCUUGUCUUGUCGCUGUCUGGAAUGUAACCGCAAGCUACGGCCGAAAAUGUCGGUUAUUUUAACAGAGUUGGAGAGUUUAGGCGCGACAGGAGAGGCAGCAGCUAACAGUGAUAAUAGUUAAAUUAUUUGUAAAAAACUAUUUGUAAUUUUAACUUACAAAUUAAAAGAUAGGCCUACUUGUUACAAUUUUUGUAAAAAAAACAAAAAAAAACCAGUGUAUUAUUAAUUUUCAAAUAAAAAAAUGCUGG